AUGGGCUAUACCACACUAUGGAAGCGGCUUUCGGCACGUCAGCUGAAUGCUGCUAUCCACAUAUUCUCGCUAGUCUCGAUCUUCUUCGAGGGAUACGACCAAGGUGUGAUGGGUGGCGUUAACAGCGCACCGAAAUAUGUGACAGAGGUUGGCAUCGGCAAACCCGAUGGGACAGUUACCGACACCACACACCAGGGGGGCAUCGUUAGCAUAUAUUAUCUGGGUGCGAUCUUCGGUUGUUUUGCUGGAGGGUGGGUUGCAGAUCGUGUUGGUCGGAUCAAUGGCCUACUCGCUGGAUCACUAUUUGCGCUAAUUGGUGGUGCCCUGCAGGCGGGCGCCCAGGAUUCGAACUUCAUGCUGUGUGCUAGGGUAAUCACAGGGAUCGGGACUGGUGCGUUGACUGGCAUUACCCCCGUGCUAGUGUCGGAAACAUCUUCCGCGACCGGUCGAGGUGGCUUUCUAGGAUAUGUGUUCAUUGCCAAUUAUCUAGGGAUCUCCGUCGCAUAUUGGAUCUCCUUCGGACUCGCUUUCGUCGAUAACGGUUACUCGGACGUACGAUGGCGCUUCCUUCUCGCUUUCCAGUGUUUCCCGGCGCUUAUCCUAGCUGCCUUCAUAAAAAUGUUACCGGAUAGCCCCCGCUAUCUGGCCUCUGUGGGGCGGAAUGAUGAAGCACGAGACCUUUUGAAUCGUAUUCGCAAGGACCGGGCCUCCCAGGACGAUAUCGACCAGGAAUACCUUGAAAUUAUAACCAUUGCUAAGGGAAGCAAGCUCAGCUCUCCCAUUGAGUUUGUGAAAAUACUAUUUGGAAAGGGGGGAAAACCCGGGUUUAAUCUCGGCCGACGAGCUUGGUUAUGUGUUUGGCUUCAAAUUAUGGCGUCCUGGACGGGGAUCACGGCUGGAGCGGUUUAUGAAGGGUCUCUGCAUCACCCUGAAAAGGCAUCUCAAUAUGCGCCUGGGGCUGUGACUAUGCUCUUCUUAUUCAACUUGGGUUAUGCUGCCACUUGGGGCACAGUUGCUUUCUUAGUCCCCACUGAGAUCUUCCCUAGUGAUCUACGAGCUCAAGGAAAUGGAUUCGGCAUCACAGGGUGGGCCAUUGGUGUGGGUAUGACCACUUUAGUCAAUCCCAUCAUGUUUGAUGUCAUGGCUAGCCGUACAUACUUUUUGUUUGCUGGUCUUAACCUUAUCUGGAUCCCGAUCGUCUACUUAUUCUAUCCCGAAACCCGCAACCGCUCUCUUGAGUCAAUUGAUGCUCUUUUCUCGACUUCCAGUCCAUUCUACUGGAAGAUGGAACAGGCCUAUAAGCUCCACGGUGAUGUUCUCGCCGAACACAAUGUGAACAGGAGCGAGGUUCUCAAUGGCAAGCCCGAGUCGAGAACCGAGGUGACAACCUCAGCUGAAGUUGAAACUGUUUAA
Molecule: messenger RNA, 1413 nt
Organism: Penicillium griseofulvum
Lineage: Eukaryota; Fungi; Ascomycota; Eurotiomycetes; Eurotiales; Aspergillaceae
Product: Major facilitator superfamily domain, general substrate transporter
Exons: 7
Coding region: 1-1413 (470 amino acids)
Biological process (GO): transmembrane transport; carbohydrate transport
Cellular component (GO): membrane
Molecular function (GO): carbohydrate:proton symporter activity
Source: RefSeq, a predicted model, not a curated record